AUGAAAAGUAAAGAUUGGGAAGCGUUGAGAGUUUACUGUCCGACACAAGAGAUGGAUAUUAUGAACCCUUUUCUAUAUCAUUAUAAUCCGAACCUCCCUUGGAGGAACCCUCUCUGUAGGGAACACUUUUGCCGUUCCUUAUGGAGAAGUUGCACUUACACAUUUUGUACCAAAAGAAUCAGGGUUGAAGCAGCCUUCAAUCUACGGGUGUUCACAUACAACGUACAUACAGCAUCUCAUUUAAUGCAAACCUCAUACCAACGCACAGUCGAGGGCCUAACCCGAAGGUGCCGGUAUUUCCCAGUUUAUAGUCUUGAAUGCAAUUCCGUUGAACACGAGGUGGGACCAGUCUUACCCGUAAGUAUCGCUGCGGAGGCGGUGUUAGCGUUGGGUAUAACGGGAAACACAGAGGCGUCGCAAACCCUUAGAUUGUUGGCCCCCUUAACCCUCAACUGGGGGUCGACCACAACGUCCGGCCUCUCUAUCGCACCCAUACGACAGGUGCCCGACGGGUGA
Molecule: messenger RNA, 516 nt
Organism: Medioppia subpectinata
Lineage: Eukaryota; Metazoa; Arthropoda; Arachnida; Sarcoptiformes; Oppiidae
Source: the annotation of a GenBank genome assembly